UAAAAAAGAAAAUCUCGUUAGAUAACAGUUGUAUGAUUUUUUCAUAUAUAUAUAAGAAAACCUUUGCACUAUAAACACAUUUAUUUAUUAUCUACUAGUUGCGACGAAAUGAACACCAAACAGUUUGUAUUUUUAUUAAUAGUUUACCAGUGCUGUUUUUUGGCAAUAGUCAAACCUCUGGAGGUACCUAAACAUAUGAAGUCGGGCGCAAAGAAAUUGACAAAUACAUGCAUGAAGGAGACAGGUGCCACAGAAGAAAUGUUUACAGAAGCUAAAAGAACGGAGCAAUUGCCUGGUGACAAUCGAUUGAAGUGCUUCAUGCACUGCAUGCUGGAUAAAAUCGGCUUGAUCGAUAAUGAAAAUAUUAUUCAUUUGGACAACCUUCUGGAAAUAAUGCCCCCUGAGUUCCUUCCGAUGAUAGAACAGCUACAUACAACAUGUGGAACCAAAAGUGGUGCCGAUGGCUGUGAAACUGCAUUUCUAACCGUGGACUGUUAUAUUAAAACGAAUCCAGUGAUAUUAAAACUGUUAGUUGUAACCGUUUCCGAUUAAAAUAGCAAGUAGUAUGAAAAUUUAAUAAAUAAAUUUCAUCCAAAUAUUUGGUAUUGAAUAAAAGGGAGCUACAUUUUUGGCUACG
This is a messenger RNA of Rhagoletis pomonella (apple maggot), 637 nucleotides long. It is a transcript of the gene Obp69a, whose product is annotated as general odorant-binding protein 69a. The transcript is spliced from 5 exons. The coding region runs from base 109 to 552 and encodes 147 amino acids. Gene Ontology annotation, biological process: sensory perception of smell. NCBI's taxonomy places the organism in Eukaryota, Metazoa, Arthropoda, Insecta, Diptera, Tephritidae. Gene Ontology annotation, molecular function: odorant binding. The record is from RefSeq and is a predicted model, not a curated record.